AUGCUCGCCUCCCCUGCAUCUUCCAGCGCCACCCUUCCAAACAGCGGUGGCUGGUGGGGCAAGUUUGGCGGUAAGGGCGGCGGAAAGAAGGAGACACCGCCGCCUCCGCCUCCGCCCCCGCCUGCACCCAUGACACCAGCCGCCGCACCCAACAUGGCUUUGACACGGCAACGUCUCCUAACACUGGUAUUCGGCGACAUGGAGACCGUCCGCAUGCUUCCUCCAUCAUUUGUUGAACUCGAGCAAUUAGCCCGUGAUUGGACCAAGCCUCCGCCGGGCACACCAUUUACUUUGCGAGUUCCCAUCGAUUAUGUACACAUCCAGACUGCACGUCUCGUUUCUGGCGAUUAUGUAUACCUUACCGGCGAGGAUUCAUUCCAGAUCGCCACUAUGGGUGUCCCGGGUCUUCGGGUAGAGAUUAUUGCAGACGCGCCACCCCCAGCCGAUGAGCCGCCUCCGCCUCCUCCACCUCCCGUUCUCGAUAUGCCCGCGAGCUUCAACUUAGAACUCGAGCCGGGUCAAACCGUCGGCCUAGACGUCAUUGUUUCUUCGGACGAGUUGGAUAUGGCACGCAUGGAAGACGGUACGACGGUGGAUGGUACCUUCUUCGGGAAGUUGCACAUCGUGCAUGACGGCGACACCCACACUAUGGACUUUACUGGCACGCGCGUUGCACCGGAUGCCGUCCCUCCAAAUAUGCUCGUCGAUAGCCGAGCAGUCGCAAAGCUCGCCGAGGCCGGCAAACCUCCCGUUGCCAAGUGCCGCGUCUCGCUUCUUGCGCCGACAAUGCAGUACUGCGAGAUCAUCUUGUCAUGCACCCCGAUGUGGUCACUUGGUAUCACAUGGCCGCCAGCAGAGCAUCUUGAGGACGGGAAGGUCAAAUACUUCCUGCGCGUGCACCCCGGAGGUGGAUUUGAGCACUUCGAGACGGAGAUGGUCUCGACGGCCAUAUACUACGAGGCCAUGCCGGAUGCGACCAUGCUCGACCCUUACGAGUUCGUUGCACCCAGGAACAGCUUUGCCAUGUCCUUCCGCGACUUUGUACCCCAUAUCAUGAACGUUCUUGACCAACUGGGACUAUCCGUCCAUGCACGCACUGAGUUCCUUAACACGCACCUCCACGACUUCUCCCGACACCAAAACAUCGCGUACCGCUUCCUGUCCCCCAUGCGCGUUGCAUCUGCGAUCGACAUGUCCGUCUCGGCCGACCCAUGCAACUUCACGCGACUCUUCCUCAUAUACCGCGGCGUAACGGAAGACGACAUGGCCAACUUUGGCGGCUCAGGCGAGAAGGAAGCCAACGCAUACAACUGGCGCGAGGUCGUGGGAUGGUCCGAAAACUCGAAGGACCCGAACAUGUUCCGCGUGCUCGAGACGGCUGUGCUCGAAGUUGGCGGUUGA
Messenger RNA from Peniophora sp. CBMAI 1063, 1401 nucleotides. Lineage: Eukaryota; Fungi; Basidiomycota; Agaricomycetes; Russulales; Peniophoraceae. The record is from the annotation of a GenBank genome assembly.